UUUUUUUUUGCUUUUCCUUUUCAUUUUUUUUCUUUAUUUUUUUUCAAAAUUUACAUAUCAUAAAAAACAAUUCUUUUCUUCAUAAUCACAAUAUCAACGAUUAUUUUUGAUUUAUUUCAUCUAAGAAAAUUUAUCUUUUUAAUAUGAUGAUGGAAAAGCUUGUAUCAGGGCACGAAAGCAAAGUCACCAACACUGAUAAUGAUUGUCCGAGAUUUCGUCCAUUUGCGUCCUUACCCAACUUGAGAUUAAAGGUUAGGAAGGCCAAAUAUUCAACUUCAUUAGACCCGCGGGGCUACAUUCCAGUCUAUGAAUAUAUUAUCAAUAGUCAACCUAUCAUGUGGGAUAGAGAAACGGGAUAUGUUCAUUUUACUGGUAUUUGGAAAGCCUUGGGGAAUUCGAAAUCAGAUAUCGUGAAAAUGGUGGAUUCGAAUCCAGAACUUAAAGUCAAAAAAAUCCGUGGUGGAUUUCUCAAGAUUCAGGGUACAUGGAUUCCUUAUGAUUUUGCAGCCAUUCUAUGCCGAAGGACAGCUUGGAACAUUCGCAAAGAACUUACUGCCAUUUUUGGACCGCGUUUUACAAAUGAGGCCUUGAAUCCUUGUCACGCAGAAUAUGGGUGCCUCCUUUUAGACCCCAAGAACGCCCAUGUGUCACGCGGAGCAAAUAGUAGACGAGGUAGUAAUUACACAACAAUGCGUCAAGUACGACAUCAACCUUAUCCAUUGAAUGAAAGAUCAAGUAAUAAAACCACCAUUCCAACAAGCAAACGGUCACUAAAGCCUGGACAUAGUGAUGCAGUAGAUAAUGUUAUCUCCAGUAUGUCACUUUCAAGAUUAUUAAAUACUGACCAAAUACAACAUGACACUCCUAUUUCGUCUUCUUUUCCAUUGUUGGAUGAUACAUUUAUUUCCGAUCAUGAUGAUAUGCAAGAUGAUGAAGACAGCAGCAGCACAAAUAAUGGUAUAUUUACUGAAUCACCACAUACCACCCCUUCUCCAACUUUCAGGGGAGUCCCUAGUUUUUCUGAUGACAAAUGGAGUAAUAGGAAAUUGAUGCAUUCUGAUACUUUAUUACCACCUAUCACACAACACAAUUCAAAACAAUCAUCUUCAUUCAAUUCGCCUUGUGAAAAAGACAUGUUAGUUCGAAAUAAUGAUCAGCAUCAUUCUAUAUCUGUUUACUCUACAACUCCUCAUCCAUGUCCUGUACCUCGUAUAACUCCUAUAACGCCAUCAUCAUCGCAUUGGUCACAAUCGUCUAUCAAUAUGCCAUCUACUCCUGUAGGUACUGAAUCCCCUUGUCCAGAUAACACAACAGAAUUGAAUCAAGAUAUUAUUGAUACAAUCAAUGCUACGAUCUUAUUACAAAGACUGUCACAAGAUGAUGGAGCUCGACCUUUUCGACCAAUGUCUUCAAAUACAAUACCUAGCAGAGUAGUGGUCGGAGAUCAAGAGUAUCGGAUAUGCUGGGAUAAUUAAACUUUCCAACAAUAAACAAUGGAGAUGAAUAUUUAGCUAUACUUUUUUUUUUUGAAGCUUUUUUUUUGUUUGUUUAUUCCCCCCAAAAAAAUUGUCGUAAUCUAGAUUAUUUAAAUCAAAAUAUAAAUAAUAAUAAAAUGUAUGUUUACGUCUUUUCUUUGUCAAAUGACUUUUCAUCGAAACUCAUAAAAAAAAAAGCCACUUUAAAAACUUUAAUCAAGACUCCUGACGGAAAAAACAACCAACAAUCAAAAGUUCAAACGGAGUCAAAAACCAUAAAAUAAAAAAAAA
This is a messenger RNA of Halteromyces radiatus, 1766 nucleotides long. RefSeq lists its product as uncharacterized. Lineage: Eukaryota; Fungi; Mucoromycota; Mucoromycetes; Mucorales; Cunninghamellaceae. Gene Ontology annotation, cellular component: MBF transcription complex; SBF transcription complex. The record is from RefSeq and is a predicted model, not a curated record. Gene Ontology annotation, molecular function: transcription regulator activity; DNA binding. The transcript has 4 exons. The coding region runs from base 144 to 1475 and encodes 443 amino acids.